CGAUGAUACAGUAACAACAAAGCAUCGAUGGGGAAAAAACAGAGCGUCGAAUCUAGCGGCGGAGGCGGAGGAGAGAUAGUAUCGGAUUCUUCGCCGUUUGAUUCCUUGCCCGAAGAAUGCAUCCCCAACAUAAUCUCUUUCACAAGUCCACGCGAUGCAUGCGUCGCUGCUUCGAUUUCGAAAACCUUUGAAUCGGCGGUGAAAUCAGAUUUCGUAUGGGAGAAGUUUAUUCCGCCGGAUUAUGAAUCUCUGGUUCCUCGAUCGCGGGAAUUCUCAUCGAAGAAGGAGCUCUAUUUCGCUCUAUGUAACGAUCCUCUUCUAAUCGAUGAUGGCAAAAAGAGCAUCUGGUUAGAGAAAGCAAGUGGGAAGAGAUGUAUCAUGUUAUCAGCUAUGAAUCUCUCAAUGGUAUGGGGAGAGGAGCGUCACUAUUGGCAAUGGAUUCCAAUUCCUGAAUCUAGGUUUGAAAAAGUACCGGUGCUUAUCGGUGAUUGUAGGUUAGAGAUUCGUGGCAGAACGAAUACUCGUGUCCUAUCUCCAAGAACUCGUUACUCGGUCUACAUUGUGUUCAUGGAAUCGGAUCAAUGUUAUGGCUUCGCGGAUGUGGCAGUAGAAGCUGAAGUUGGAAUGGUGGGACAUGAACCUUCUAGAAGAUUCAUAUGUUUUGAUAAAGCUAUGAAUGGGCAGUUUAUAACGAGAGACGGUGGAAGGAGGGACGUUGUGAAACCAAAGGAGAGAGAAGAUAGGUGGAUGGAGAUAGAGCUUGGGGAAUUCUUCAAUGAAGGAGGAUUGAUGAAUAGUGAUGAAAUUGAGAUGAGUGCCUUAGAGAAUAAGCGUAUCACUUGGAGGGGUGGCUUGAUCAUUCAAGGAAUUGAAAUCCGACCUGCGAAAAGUCCUUUAAAGUAAUAAUGCGGCGAAACACUCCGAUCAAACUGCUCAUCUAUUGGUGUUAUUGUCAAAUGGUGGAGUGAAGAGGUAAAUUCCAGUUGAUAAAAAGUGUAUUCAGUUGUGUUUGUUGUAAUGAUUGGUUCCAUUAGAGUUUAUGUGGUAAACAACUUACUUUACUAGUUGCUAGAUGGAAAUUUUGCGAAACAUGCACAUUGAUGCAAAGAAUUGCAUAUAUAAGAGGAACUCCAGAGAGAGUCAGAAGUC
Arabidopsis lyrata subsp. lyrata is the source of this 1149-nucleotide messenger RNA. RefSeq names its product F-box protein PP2-B10. NCBI's taxonomy places the organism in Eukaryota, Viridiplantae, Streptophyta, Magnoliopsida, Brassicales, Brassicaceae. The record is from RefSeq and is a predicted model, not a curated record. Bases 28 to 903 code for a protein of 291 amino acids. The transcript has 3 exons. Gene Ontology annotation, molecular function: protein binding.